Dunckerocampus dactyliophorus (ringed pipefish) is the source of this 9212-nucleotide messenger RNA. RefSeq names its product potassium large conductance calcium-activated channel, subfamily M, alpha member 1a (gene kcnma1a). Gene Ontology annotation, biological process: transmembrane transport; potassium ion transport. Gene Ontology annotation, cellular component: postsynaptic membrane. The record is from RefSeq and is a predicted model, not a curated record. Gene Ontology annotation, molecular function: large conductance calcium-activated potassium channel activity. The transcript is spliced from 34 exons. Lineage: Eukaryota; Metazoa; Chordata; Actinopteri; Syngnathiformes; Syngnathidae. The coding region runs from base 745 to 4740 and encodes 1331 amino acids.
GCGGCUGUGUGCCGUGCGUGCUUGCUCGCGAGGCUGCCGGAUGGAGAGACGCGCGCACACGGAGAGACGCAGCACAUCCGGUUCUUCGCCACAUCGAACGCGGCGCUGAGUGACGACGACGCCCGCCGGAACAUGUCGAGUCGUCGGCUUAUCUUUUAGCCACGAACGCCCUCCCCCCCUCACCGUCGCCUCGCCCGGUGAAAGUGACAUCGAUUACCGCCCCCUUGAAAGCCAGGAAGGUUGGAUGGAAGACGGCUAGAGCUGCAGGUGUCGCCACCGUGGAUCUUCUUCAUUAUUAUUAUUACUAUUAGUAUUAUAAUUAGUAAUAAAACACAACUUUUUUGGCUCUUUCCAGCGUCUUGUGGUGCGCCACGACUCGAACUAACUAAGCGGCUCCCUCGGAGGCCAUCUCUGCCAUGGAAGCAGGGGAGCCUCUGAGGACCACUUUUGUCCUUUUUUGCUGAUUUUAACUCCCAAUUUGGAUCGAAAUGCCUUUCUAGUGCUGCUAUUUUGGGCAGGUUUGCGUGCGCCGUGCGUCACGCUGUCGCCAAUAAACGGAAAGACUCUCUCCAGCGGGCGUGCGUGUCCUAAUAUUCGGCUAAAAGGAGAAGGUAAGGGUGGUGGUCGUACGGGAGGAAGGAGGGCGACGAGGGGCUGGUCGUAGGUUGUUUUUGUUGUUUCCCCGAGCAAUAUGGCUGGUGAGUGGGGCUGGGGACGCUGGCACAGGCUCUCCAAGGCUCCUCCAUGCUAGCCGAGGCGGAUGGCACCGUCCCCCAUGGCAGCGACAGCUCUAUGAGGACAAGCAAUAGCAACCCUCAUCCCAAAGCGGACUCCUCGAUCCUGAUCUCCAAGAUGGAAGACGUCGUCAUUCCCUUCUCGUCCGAGGUGCCCUGUGACAAUAAUGGGCAGCGCAUGUGGUGGGCAUUCCUCGCCUCCUCCAUGGUGACCUUCUUCGGGGGGCUCUUCAUCAUCCUGCUGUGGAGGACCCUCAAGUACCUGUGGACUGUUUGCUGCCACUGCAACAUUAAAAACAAGGAGGCUCAAAAAGUGAACAACCCUGCCAACAACCAGGCAGCAGACAGACCAAAGGGUCCUGAUGAAAAAGAGGAGGCGCCGGCCAGCGAGGUGGGGUGGAUGACUUCAGUCAAAGACUGGGCCGGCGUCAUGAUCUCGGCUCAGACGCUCACCGGCCGAGUGCUGGUGGUGUUAGUAUUUGCACUCAGCAUCGGAGCGCUUGGAAUAUACUUUAUAGACUCCUCUGACCCUAUAGAAUCCUGCCAGAACUUCUACAAAGACUUCACGUUACAGAUCGACAUGGCCUUCAACGUCUUCUUCCUGCUGUAUUUCGGUCUGCGGUUCAUAGCAGCCAACGACAAGCUGUGGUUCUGGCUGGAGGUCAACUCGGUGGUGGACUUCUUCACCGUCCCUCCCGUGUUUGUCUCCGUCUACCUAAACCGAAGCUGGCUGGGUUUGAGAUUUCUGAGAGCGCUAAGACUGAUACAGUUCUCGGAAAUCUUGCAGUUUUUGAAUAUCUUGAAAACGAGCAAUUCCAUCAAGCUGGUGAACCUGUGUUCCAUCUUCAUCAGCACAUGGCUCACCGCCGCAGGAUUCAUACAUUUGGUGGAAAACUCAGGGGAUCCUUGGGAAAACUUCCAAAACUCCCAGUCGCUUUCCUAUUGGGAAUGUGUCUACUUAUUGAUGGUGACCAUGUCCACAGUGGGCUAUGGGGAUGUCUAUGCAAAAACCACCUUGGGCCGCCUCUUCAUGGUCUUCUUCAUCCUCGGUGGUUUGGCCAUGUUUGCCAGCUACGUCCCUGAAAUCAUAGAGUUAAUAGGAAACCGCAAGAAAUACGGUGGUUCCUAUAGUGCGGUUAAUGGAAGAAAGCAUAUUGUGGUCUGUGGUCAUAUUACCCUCGAAAGUGUCUCCAACUUCCUCAAAGACUUCCUACACAAGGACAGGGAUGAUGUCAAUGUAGAAAUUGUUUUUCUCCAUAAUAUUUCCCCUAAUCUUGAGCUGGAAGCCUUGUUCAAACGCCAUUUUACACAAGUCGAGUUCUACCAGGGAUCUGUGCUCAACCCUCACGACCUGGCUCGAGUCAAGAUCGAGUCAGCAGAUGCUUGCCUCAUCCUGGCCAAUAAAUACUGUGCAGAUCCUGAUGCUGAAGACGCCUCCAACAUCAUGAGGGUCAUCUCCAUCAAGAACUACCAUCCCAAGAUCAGAAUAAUCACACAGAUGCUUCAGUAUCACAAUAAGGCCCAUCUGCUGAACAUUCCAAGCUGGAACUGGAAGGAGGGCGACGACGCGAUCUGCCUGGCCGAGCUGAAGGCGGGCUUCAUCGCCCAGAGCUGCUUGGCCCAGGGCCUGUCCACCAUGCUGGCCAACCUCUUCUCCAUGAGAUCCUUCAUUGAGAUUGAGGAGGACACCUGGCAGAAGUAUUACCUUGAAGGAGUGGCUAAUGAGAUGUACACAGAGUAUUUGUCCAGUGCCUUUGUGGGCCUCUCCUUCCCCACUGUGUGCGAGCUGUGUUAUGUCAAGCUGAAGCUGUUGCUCAUUGCCAUCGAGUACAAGUCAGAGCAAAGAGAGAGCAGAAGCCGAAAGCGUAUCCUCAUCAACCCGGGCAACCACGUCAAGAUGCAGGAAGGAACGCUGGGAUUUUUUAUCGCCAGCGACGCAAAAGAAGUCAAAAGAGCUUUUUUCUACUGCAAAGCUUGUCACGACGACAUCACCGACCCCAAGCGGAUCAAGAAGUGCGGUUGCAAACGACCCAAGAUGUCCGUCUACAAACGAAUGAAACUGGCAUGUUGUUUUGAUUGCGGCCGUUCAGAGCGAGACUGCUCUUGCAUGUCAGGCAGUGUACAUAGUAACAUGGACACCCUUCAGAGGGCCUACCCACUUUCCUCUGUCUCUGUUCAUGAUUGCGCAACCACUUUACGUGCCUCCAAAUAUAAGUAUAACGGAUAUGUCAGAUCACCAGCAGAUGGCGCUACAACACCAGGGAACAGUGGAAGCCAAAAAGAGACUGGCGUUCGAUUCAAAGCUGAUUGCAAUUUAGUCGAAGACGAGCAUCCGUCAACGCUCUCGCCCAAAAAAAAGCAGCGCAACGGAGGGAUGCGGAGCUCGCCCAACUGCUCGCCCAAAAUGAUGAGUAGACACGACCCCCUUCUCAUACCUGGUAAUGAACAAAUCGAAAACAUGGACAUGAAUGUGAAGAGGUAUGACUCCACCGGAAUGUUUCACUGGUGCCCGUCAAAAGACAUCGAAAAAGUUAUCCUGACCCGGAGUGAAGCCUCCAUGACGGUGCUGAGCGGCCAUGUGGUGGUCUGUAUAUUUGGGGAUGUCACGUCCGCUUUAGUGGGGCUGCGAAACUUGGUGAUGCCUUUAAGAGCCAGCAACUUCCACUUUCACGAACUCAAGCCCAUUGUUUUUGUGGGCUCGCUGGACUAUUUGCGGCGGGAGUGGGAGACGCUACACAACUUUCCCAAGGUCUCCAUCUUACCUGGUACGCCAUUAAGUCGGGCAGAUUUAAGGGCUGUCAACAUCAACCUCUGCGACAUGUGCGUAAUACUGUCAGCCAAUCAGAACAAUAUCGAGGAUGCCUCACUGCAGGAUAAGGAAUGCAUCUUGGCAUCGCUCAACAUCAAGUCUAUGCAGUUUGAUGACAGCAUCGGAGUCUUGCAGGCAAAUUCCCAAGGUUUCACGCCUCCUGGAAUGGACAGGUCAUCUCCAGACAGCAGUCCAGUACAUGGCUUCGUGCGUCAGGCUUCCGUCACCACCGGAUCCAACAUCCCCAUCAUCACGGAAUUAGACAAACCGGGCAAACCGCUGCCGUCGGUUUCACUCAGUCAGGAAAAAAAAAGCGGGACCAACAUACAAAUGAUAACCGAGCUGGUGAACGACUCCAAUGUUCAAUUCCUGGACCAAGACGAUGACGACGACCCGGACACGGAGCUGUACCUCACGCAGCCCUUCGCCUGUGGCACCGCCUUCGCCGUCAGCGUCCUCGACUCCCUGAUGAGCGCCACGUACUUCAAUGACAACAUCCUCACCCUGAUUCGGACGCUGGUCACAGGAGGGGCCACGCCAGAGCUGGAGGCUCUGCUGGCCGAGGAGAACGCCCUCCGAGGAGGCUACAGCACGCCGCAAACGCUGGCCAACAGAGACAGGUGUCGCGUGGCCCAGCUGGCCCUCUACGACGGGCCCUUCGCCGACUUGGGGGAUGGCGGCUGCUACGGGGAUUUGUUCUGUAAAGCGCUGAAGACGUACAACAUGCUGUGCUUUGGAAUCUACAGAUUGAGAGACGCUCAUCUAAGUACACCAAGCCCGUGUACUAAACGAUACGUGAUCACCAACCCGCCGUACGAGUUCGAGCUGGUGCCCACGGACUUGAUCUUCUGCCUCAUGCAGUUCGACCACAACGCGGGCCAGUCCCGGACCAGCUUGUCCCACUCAUCCCACUCCUCUCAUUCCUCCAGCAAAAAGAGCUCCUCCGUCCACUCCGUCCCGCCCUCCAACCGGCAGAACCGCAGCAGUAAAACCCGGGAAGGCCGGGAAAAACAGAAUGCAACAAGGAUGAAUAGAAUGGGUCCAGAAAAGAAAUGGUUUACAGAUGAAGCGGACAACGCCUACCCACGGAACAUUCAGAUCAAGCCCAUGAGCACUCACAUGGCCAACCAAGUCAACCAAUACAAAUCCACCAGUAGUCUGAUUCCACCAAUCAGAGAAGUCGAAGAUGAAUGCUGAACCCUUUUUAUUUUUUUGUUCCAGUUAUGUCGCUGACAUAACUCAGCACUCGUGUUUUUCACGAUCACCACUGGAGGAGGGUUGAGGAUUGAACUAGCAGGUCGGGACCUCCUAUGUGUAUACCUUUAAUGUUACUUCCACGCUCUUUGGACAUUGUUUUAUUUAUUGAUGUAUCCAUAGAGAUGUACAUAAUGACAAUCAAAUACGCAUUGUACAGCCCCACCUCCCCCUCCUUAGCACUUUUUGGAAUUAUUAUUAUUUUACGAUUGGACAGAGAUACGGAUGAGGAGACAACAAAAAAAAAACAAGGAAGGAGAAGAAGCGAGUACUUCCUGAUAUGCUUUGCAAUAGUUUGUGACCAGACUCCACAGCGGCUAGAAGGAGGAUGAGGGUCGCAUUGCCAGGACCCAAAGAUCCGAGCGGACUCUUCCAAGCAGCUGGGCUCAUUUUGUUUCUCCAUCCUGCGUACUUGUGUUCUAUUUGCACUAAAAACAAGUUUCAGAGCCCAACCAAGGAACUGUGGGAUUGAAGGCGAGAAGGGAUCCUAACUGUUUUCGUAAGCUCCGAUCAUCAUUCACGUACAUCCAUUCAUACGGCGGGCGGCUGGUCUGCAGGUAGCUGGAAAGACGUUGCAUCCGUGCCCGAACCCAACCAUGUUUGACUGAGCAGCAGCAGCAGCAGCAAGAGAUCGCAGAGUUCACAAAAGGAAAUGCCACGUAUCGCGUAAAAGUGGGCAUUCAGCGGGUCCUCCUUUAACUGCCUGGCACGGGGUUGGCACGGAGGCUUGGAUGUUCUCCGUUGUCAAUCCAGAUGUCAAAAUAAUAAUCAUAAUAAUAAAUCGAUCAAGACUUUCAGGAGUCAAGCUGCUCUGCAAAUGCUUCAAACAAGGUUGGGUGGAGAUGCAACAGUAUGGACACCUGCGGGGGUUUGUUUUGUCUGGUUUUCAAAGUGUGGGGCGGUCGACGUCCCCCUCAGAGUAGACAUAAUAGGACUACAAAGACAAAUCAAUGUUCAGAGUAUAUGUGCUUUAUAUUUCUCAAGCUGCAGCAGUGACUCCCCUGAAGGUCCACACUCUGAAAACCUCUGGUCCAACGGUCUUUGCACAUGGCUACAACUCUUGCCAAUCGUCUAGAUCAGUGAUUCUCAAACUUUUAUUUUUUUUUAACCUCAAAAAUAUUUUGCCUCUCAAGUUCCACCGUUUUUGGUAGCUCAGCGUACCAUGACGGUUGAGCUUGUGGCUUCUGCUCGCUGGUAAUGGGCUGCGAAAUGAGUUAAACAAUCAAUUUGAUUGACUUCAUCUGAAUUCAGUUUAAGUGGAUCUUGUAUUUGUACAAGUAUUUUUCUAUAUAAAGCCCUGAAAUAUCAUUUUAUUUUGUUCAGGGUUAGGGUUAGGGUUCGAGGUCAGGGUGAGGCUUCGAGGUCCCACUAGAUGAGCUUGAGAAUCAAAGUUCGGGAAACAAGAUUCUGAAAAGACGUUUUCACAGCAAUGUACAGCCAUGACGUGAGACGAACACGUAAAAAAGUACAUAUCAUCAGCUUUUUUGAGGGUUUCCCCAAACUUAAGGUCGCGAUUUACAAUAGAAAUGUCAACGGAAAGUUUGUCAACAUAAGUUCUUGUCCGUUGUUAGUUUACGUACCGUUUAUGUCGAUGUCCUCCGUUGUUGAAAAAGUUUGGGAAACCCCGCUUUUUGCGUCCACAAAAGAUUGUUUUCUGAAUAAAGUUUAGCUAGCCAUCUUCAGCCCGGCAGCUCGCCUCCCUGAAACCUAAGCUUAGCAGGACAAAAUUAGCUACAAGAAAUAGCGCACAGACAGACUGGGUGAAAGAGUUCUACACAUAAAUAGAAGUAUUUAUCUAGGAGUAAUAAUAGAAGAUGAUAGAGUCGCUUCCUCCGACCUUAUUAUGCGUUUGACCUAAAUUAGGUCCCGGUGGCGCAAAGACAAAAGAAACGAGCGCACAUGAUUGCAAAGUGUGGCUUUUUGUGUGUGUGUGUGUGUUUUUUAACGAGACGUCGCAGUGUCGCUCCUCCUUUAGGCUGUAAAAGAAAACAAAAAAACCACGGGAAAAGAACCUGAUAUCGUGCUAGAUAUUUGUGUGACUCCAUGAUUUCCUUUGGAAUGGGGGGAGGCGGGAGGGACAAACAACAGGAAGCUUUCGUGUACUGAAGCCUCAUGCACAUUCGUCCUGAAGUGAACUUUGAACUGUGAUUAUUCCAUCGUCGUCACACUUGUAGCUCAGAUAGAGUAAAAAAAAAAAAAAAGGAUCAUUGCUAGCCGGAAUAGUGUGAAUUUUAUUUACUAUUUGAUCGUGAACGUGACUGAAAGAUGACAAAGGUGCACGGCGGAGCCUCCAAAGUCAAACACCAUCCCUUCCCGGUUGACUUCCAAGUUGUCCUAAUUUCAAAACACAUUUGUAAAUCAAGUCCGUUGCCAUUUUAGAACUUUAAUUAACUGAAAAGGUCUUCUGAACACUCAAAAAACAAGUCCAGCACGGCAGAAUAAAAGUAAAAUAAGGUAAAGCCACGCACCCCUUGUGAGCGACGCAUCUGCAGCUUGAGGGUGAAGAGGCUCCACUUGUUAAAUGGAGUUUUCAACAAAAGCAAAGAAGUUACUCCUGUCUGGACAGCCUUCCGUCUGAGGUGUGAAGUGUACACACUUUAUGUUCUGAAAGAACUACUGUUAUACAACUUCAGGUCAAGUUGACCUCUUCUUUAGUGCAAUUGGAGUUGACAGAAAGAUUCAUUCUACAAUAUAAUGCUUCCCUUUUGGGGGGUCCUUAAACCCCCAAAACAAACUGGUGGUGUUUAAUAGACUGAAUUUUAGGUUGUUCUAAUUUCAAAACAAAUCUGGACAUUCUUCCAUCUACAAAAGUGGGGCUUUUGGUCGACCCUGAACUUAUGUAAGGGAUACACUAUACUUUUGGGGUGUCCCAAAACCCCUAAAGCAAACUAGUGAUGUUUUAUAGGUACUCUCAAAAGGUGCUCUUUAUGCAAUGAGCAGCUCCAUUUCUUGUUCUUUGUCGUCCUCACGUGUUUGUCGUCACAUUUUGCUGGUGGCAUCAUUAAAAAGUCAAAGAAAAAGCCAUAUGUGGCGUUAACACUGAACAUCACUGUCGGUUGUCAUGUUUUUUCCAAGCGCACAAUCCCAUCUUCGUCAUCCAUCGACUUUUAGGUUGUUCUAAUUUCAAAACAACUUGGAAAUGAAGCCGAUCGCCGUCUUACAACCAUUAUUAGCUGCGCGAGGAAUGUUUUAGGAAAAGGAAAGUACAUUUAAAUACAACAAAAGUUCCAUUUCCUGUUGGUUCCUAUGGUUAUCACCACACUCCAUCACAAGUGCAAAAAAAAAAGACCAUGAACAAGCAAACUUUUUGUGCUCGGAAUCCAAAUUGUACGACUUUUGAGGGAUAUUUGACUUUUUCGGAGGUUCCGCCUUGCCCCGCCUGAGGGAGCGUCAGUGUGAAUUUGUUCGGAAGGGUAGCAUCACCAAGUCAGCUCACGACCGGAGAGAAAAUCCUUUAGCUUUCCUGCUUUUUCUUUGUUUUCCUAAUGUUCAUCCAGAGUUGACAACAUUCCAUUUUGUGAGCUUCGUCACAAACUGCGUCUCUUUUUUUGUUUACAGACUAUAUAAUUCAUUGAAGGUCCUUAAUGGUGGAAAUAAAAUAAUAACGCUGACAUGACACAAUACAAAUGAAUGCAAUAUUAGUUGUUGUCGUCUCUCCUUGUCAUGUGUUUUUAGGUUUUUGCAUCGCAUACCUCGACGCAUUUAGUUUGUUUUUUGAAGUGCCAUGAAGAGUUACUGUCGAGCGCAGCAUCCUUCAGUCAUUCGGGGACGCAAGCUGACUUUUUUACAUUUCAAUUCCCAUCAUUUGUAUCACUUGCACGGUGACGUGAUGGUCUUGCACUGGCAUGGAGAACAUCCAAGCCGUCAACGCCUCCAUGCCAGCGCUGUGCCAGGCAGCGCUGAAACGAGGAGGACCCGCCUCGAGUCCCACUAUUGCGACAAGUGGCAUUUCUCUUAGAAUUAAAGACACGGAUGACUGAAAGAUGUGAACGUUGUACAGCACGUGACUGCACUUCAUGUGCUGUAAAGGAUGGAAAUCAUCAUUUAUGUGCUGAGAGUCGUGUUAGAUAUAUAAUAGAUAUACUGUAUGUAUAAAACACAAACACAGACUGGAGUCUUAAUUAGAAUAACAGCAACAAUAAUAACACGUUGAUUCAGGCAUCACAUGAUCAUCACCGCAGCGAAUCAGGAGUUUGACAUAGCAGUCUAUUUGUUUUUCUUUUCUUUUGGGAUGCGUUCUAUAGAAGACAUAUGAUGGAUUAUUUUGAUGGUGCUGAGUUGAUCUACCUGACUCUGUCAAAUAUAAUCUGCUGAUAAAUAUUACUGUCUUGUACAAAAUGUUUGUACAUAGAUUGUACAUGGUUUCUUUUUGUAUUUUUCUCAAAUUAAAAAAAUGGAUGUAUUAGUGUUCUAAA